AUGCUUUGACGCUCGGGCUCUACGGGAUGGCAGAGCGGCAGUUUACUGGGUAAUUCACAUGCAGAGCUGCACCAUAAAUCUCGGGCGCUCAGUUGCCGUGGCACCACGGAGCGUUUCCCCACGUACAGUACAGUAUUUCUGCCAUCUUUGUUUGCAUUGCGGUGAGUCAUCAAAGUCUGUCUUGUACCAACACCCGGAGCCGUGCAUUCCUCUGGCACUGGCACUCCACUGUUUUUAAAGCUGGGGCUGGAGCUGGCAUUUACUUGGGCUCCGAAAUCAAAGGCGGCUAUUCAUUCCCGAGAGCUGCCUGAAUGUCCGUCUGCAUCCGGCCUCUUCAUUUAGAUGCUGUGCGCUGCCCCGGAGAGCCGGGCUGGGUGCAGCUGAGCUGCGGCCGCGGAGCCCAGCGCGGAGACUCUCUGCCCUCCUCCUCCUCCUCCUCCUCCUCCUCCUCCUCCUCCUCCUCCUCCUCUCCCCCGGCUCCUCGCGCCCUCCCCACCCCAAGGGCUCGCGCUCCGUUUGCUGCAUUCCCGGAGCAGCCGGCGAGCCUGCCCCUGCCAGGCUGAGCGGGCAGUGCCGGGCCACCGGCGGCAGCCGCCAAAGAUGUGCCCCCCUCGGGCGCUCCCGCGCUGAGUCUGAGGCCCGCCCUCUAGCGCCUGCCCGCCAUGUCGCAGAUGCUGCACAUCGAGAUCCCCAACUUCGGGAACACUGUGCUCGGCUGCCUCAAUGAGCAGCGCCUGCUGGGCCUCUACUGUGAUGUGUCCAUUGUGGUCAAAGGCCAGGCUUUCAAGGCCCACCGGGCCGUCCUGGCCGCCAGCAGCCUGUACUUCCGCGACCUGUUCAGCGGCAACAGUAAGAGCGCCUUCGAGCUGCCGGGCACCGUGCCGCCUGCCUGCUUCCAGCAGAUCCUGUCCUUCUGCUACACGGGCAGGCUGACCAUGGCGGCCAGCGAGCAGCUCGUGGUCAUGUACACGGCCGGCUUCCUGCAGAUCCAGCACAUCGUGGAGCGCGGCACAGACCUCAUGUUCAAGGUGAGCUCGCCCCACUGUGACUCGCAGACCGCCAUGAUCGAGGACGCCAGCUCUGAGCCCCAGAGCCCCUGCACCCAGCUGCAGCCGGCCGCCCCCGCAGCCCCCCCCUACGUCGUGUCCCCCUCCGUGCCCAUCCCACUGCUGACCCGUGUGAAGCAUGAAGCCAUGGAGCUGCCGCCGGCCGCCGGCCCGGGCCUGGCCCCCAAGCGCCCGCUGGAGACGGGGCCCCGGGAUGGCACAGCGGUGGCGGGCGCCACGGUGGCGGGCGCAGCCCCUCUCAAGCUGCCCCGGGUCUCCUACUACGGGGUGCCCAGCCUGGCCACCCUCAUCCCCAGCAUCCAGCAGGUGCCCUACUCCCAGGGGGAGCGGACCAGUCCGGGGGCCAGCAGCCUGCCCACCACCGACAGCCCCACGUCUUACCACAACGAGGAGGACGAGGAGGAUGACGAGGCCUACGACACCAUGGUGGAGGAGCAGUAUGGCCAGAUGUACAUCAAGGCCACCGGCAGCUAUGCAGUGCAGGAGAAGCCGGAGCCCAUGCCCCUGGAGAGCCGCUCCUGUGUCCUCAUCCGCCGCGACCUUGUGGCGCUGCCCGCCAGCCUCAUCAGCCAGAUCGGGUACCGCUGCCACCCCAAGCUCUACUCGGAAGGGGACCCCGGGGAGAAGCUGGAGCUGGUCGCAGGCUCCGGGGUGUACAUCACGCGCGGCCAGCUGAUGAACUGCCACCUCUGUGCAGGGGUGAAGCACAAGGUCCUGCUGCGGCGGCUCCUCGCCACGUUCUUUGACAGGAACACUCUGGCCAACAGCUGCGGCACAGGUAUUCGCUCCUCCACCAGCGACCCAAGCCGCAAGCCUCUGGACAGCCGGGUUCUGAACGCUGUGAAACUGUACUGUCAGAACUUUGCCCCCAGCUUCAAGGAGAGCGAGAUGAACGUCAUCGCAGCGGACAUGUGCACCAACGCGCGCCGCGUCCGCAAGCGCUGGCUGCCCAAGAUCAAGUCCAUGCUGCCCGAGGGCGUGGAGAUGUACCGCACGGUCAUGGGCUCCUCGGCCGCCGGCGUGCCCCUCGACCCCGACUUCCCGCCCGCCGCGGCGCAGGUGUUCGAGCAGCGCAUCUAUGCCGAGCGGCGGGGCGACGCCGCCACCAUCGUGGCCCUGAGGACUGACGCCGUGAACGUCGACCUGAGCGCCGCCGCCAACCCCAGCUUCGACGCGGGCGAGGAGGCAGACGGGGCCGGCUCGGUCAUCCAGGAGGUGGCCGCGCCCGAGCCGCCGCCGCCCGCGGCCGCGCAGAGCCCCCCGGCGCCCUUCGAGCAGGGCAGCGCCAGCUCCAGCCGGCCGCAGACGCCCGCGGCGCCCCGGAGACAGGAGGCGUCCUACGCGGGGACCUUGUAGAGGAGCCGCCGGGAGCCUCGCGGGACCGGUACUAAAGCUGCUUGCAUGCGUUACUAAUACAAACAAAUGUGAUCAAGCCACUUACCUACGGGACUGCUACUGUUGCCUGACAAAAAUGUGAUUUUUAUCCUGCUUGUAUUUAAAGUUCAUGAAGGAAACAAA
Messenger RNA from Mirounga angustirostris (Northern elephant seal), 2585 nucleotides. RefSeq names its product NACC family member 2 (gene NACC2). Bases 663 to 2423 code for a protein of 586 amino acids. NCBI's taxonomy places the organism in Eukaryota, Metazoa, Chordata, Mammalia, Carnivora, Phocidae. The transcript is spliced from 6 exons. The record is from RefSeq and is a predicted model, not a curated record. Gene Ontology annotation, molecular function: DNA-binding transcription factor activity, RNA polymerase II-specific; protein binding; RNA polymerase II cis-regulatory region sequence-specific DNA binding. Gene Ontology annotation, biological process: regulation of transcription by RNA polymerase II.